AUGAGCGCCUUCGACGAGGAGGACACGCGCGGCCCGCGGAAGCCGCAGAACUGGGUCGUCGUCCACAAGAUGGUCGCCGUCCGCGCGAAGCCGGACGUGAAGUCUCGCUUGGUGGGAACCAGGAAACAGGGCGAGACCUUGGUCGUCAAAGCCCAGAGCCAGGGCUGGGUCAAGCUGGGCGCCGCGGAGUUCUGCUUGAUAGACGGCAGCGCGCUCGGCUUCGGCACGCUCGUCGAGCGGAAGGACGAGCCCGUCACGCUGAAGAUCGUGAACCCGCACGACGGCAGCCCGUUCUUCGACCUAGAAGUCACGACGAAGACGACGAUCCUCGAGUGCCGCCGCAAGGUCGGCGACUUCGUGGCGCCCAACGGCGGCCAGCUGCGGUGGCAGAGCAUCGUGCCCGCGCGGGGGAAGAUGGGCACGCGCAUCAUCGACAGCAAGUACAACACGUUCACGGACGACAUGACGGUCGCGGCCUGCGACCUCGACGACGGCGACGA
Messenger RNA from Aureococcus anophagefferens, 500 nucleotides. RefSeq lists its product as hypothetical. The annotation marks the transcript as partial. The transcript has a single exon. The record is from RefSeq and is a predicted model, not a curated record. Lineage: Eukaryota; Pelagophyceae; Pelagomonadales; Pelagomonadaceae.